Molecule: messenger RNA, 1359 nt
Organism: Astyanax mexicanus (Mexican tetra)
Lineage: Eukaryota; Metazoa; Chordata; Actinopteri; Characiformes; Acestrorhamphidae
Product: interferon-inducible GTPase 5
Exons: 3
Coding region: 59-1321 (420 amino acids)
Cellular component (GO): membrane
Molecular function (GO): GTP binding
Source: RefSeq, a predicted model, not a curated record
CUGAAGCAGACUAGAAACGAAAACGAAAGUGCUUGAAGGCUUUUGAAAUACUGACCGGAUGCUACUUCAUUCGCAGAGCGAGAUGGAAGAAAUUAUCACCACUGAAGAAGUGAAUGAGUACCUGGAUGCAGACAACUCCUUUGAAAUUAUUAGUCCUGAUGAAAUUAAAGAGGCACUGGCCUAUGAAGAUCUGCCAUCAGCUGUUGGCAAGAUUAAGGACUAUUUAGAACAACAGGAUCGUGUGGAACUGAACAUCGCUGUGACAGGAGAGUCUGGUUCCGGAAAAUCCACCUUCAUCAAUGCCUUUAGAGGAAUGGGGGAUGAAGAUGAGGACUCUGCAGCAACUGGUGUGGUAGAGACCACUAUGAAGCCUACAGCUUACCCAUAUAAAAAAUACCCAAAUGUCAAACUGUGGGAUCUCCCUGGUAUUGGAACACCCAACUUCAAAGCAGAGGAGUAUCUUAAACAGGUUGAGUUUCAGCGCUAUGAUUUUUUCAUCAUCUUCGCGUCAGAUCGCUUCAGAGAAUGCCAUGCUCAUUUAGCAGCAGAGAUCGUCAAAAUGGAGAAGAAAUUCUACUUUGUUCGUUCGAAGAUUGACGCCAACAUUUAUGCUGAACAAAGAAAGAAGACUUUCAACAAGCAAAAUACACUGGAUGCUAUCCGAAAAAACUGCAUUGAAGGACUGGAAAGCGUCGGAGUAAACUCUCCUCUUGUCUUCCUGAUCACAUGCUUCGACCUUACCAUCUAUGAGUUCAAAAAUCUUGAAGAGACCAUUGAGAAGGAACUUCCCCAGCACAAGAGACAUGUGCUGAUGCUGGCCCUCCCCAACAUCAGCCUGGAGAUCAACGAGAGGAAGAAGAAGGAACUAGAAAAAAAUAUAUGGAAGUUGGCUCUGCUGUCUGCUGGAGUUGCCUCUGUGCCAGUCCCUCUACUGAAUGCAGCUCUUUCAAUCAGUGUAGAUGUGGCGAUUUUGAUGAAAGAGCUCAGAAGAUACUACAAUGUUUUCAGUCUUGAUCCUGCCUCCCUACAAAAGCUUGCUGACAGAUCAGGGAAGUCAGUAGAUGACCUGAAAUAUGUGCUGAAGUCUCCUCUGCAUGCAGAAAUAAACAAAGAUCUGGUCAUUAAGUUGCUGACUGGCAGUAGUGUUGCUGCUACAGAAGCAGCAGCAGAAUACUUCCUGGGUUUGAUUCCUGGUCUGGGAUCUCUAGCAGCUGGUUCACUGUCCUUUGCCACUGUAUACUUUACACUAAAACACUGUCUUGACGGAUUGGUCACAGAUGCUAGAAAUGUGCUCAUAGCUGCUUUAGAAACCUCUGUGUAAAAUACCAGAGCAAAGUUCUUAUAUAUAUAUAUAUAUAU